Molecule: messenger RNA, 9266 nt
Organism: Xyrichtys novacula (pearly razorfish)
Lineage: Eukaryota; Metazoa; Chordata; Actinopteri; Labriformes; Labridae
Source: the annotation of a GenBank genome assembly
GACGUCGACGUCCUGGUGUUCUUUCAGCAGGAAGAGUCGGCACGGUUUCUGGACUCUCAGUGUAAAUGACAUUUUAAACGUUUUUAUGACCGGAUUCAGACGGAGAACCAGCCCGUGAGUCACCGUGGUCCUCCUGAAGCUGCUGUCGGAGCGGCGGAAACUGUCACCGGAGGUUCAUGUCUGCUGAGGGCGCGGCGUGAGGAGAAGCUAACCGGGAGCUAACCGCUAACGUUAGCCGUCAUCCCGCCGCUCGGUGCCGGGGACCGUCAGAGGUGAGCGCCGUUAGCCUUCCUCCAGACACUCAGAUCACGGCUCAUACAGCUGCUGUGGCCGAGAUAAACCCUCAGAGAGCCGGGCUGACAGGGUGACAACACCCGCCCCUGUCAGCACAUCACCGGGAAGGCAGCCUGUGAGAGGACUCACUGAAACCAACGUAAAAAUGUGACAUUUAAAGAGUUUCUCAGUGUAAAGGACAGGAAAACUCUGCCGGAAAACAUGACAGCAAACUUCCAUGAAAGGAGAGAGGGUUCUGGUCAGUUCGGCCUGUUUUAUCCAUCAGUGUGUAAAAAUUAAAAAGGGUAAAAAGAUGAGGACAAAAAAUUAUAAAUGCAGAACAAAGUGAAGGAUGUAAUGAAACAAUCAACCCGCAAUUCAGUACCAGUCAUAAUUCUGGAUUCAUUAUGACAUUUAUCAUGAAUUUGGAAAUGUCUGAAACCAGUUAAAGCUAAAUUCUGGGUCGAUAACAGAGACAGGUGUUUGUUCCUAAUCUUUAUAUAAUGAAGUAUUUCCUUAAAUCUUGGGGUCGUUUUCAAGGCUCAUGGUCGGGGCAAAGCGAAGCCAAAACAGUCAGAGCCCCCCCUGGGGACAGACUGUAGUAAGGUUCAUUCAACUAGCCUCCUCCAUGUAAACAGAUGGGCCAUAGACAUGGUGAUCAGAUGAUUAUUUUAGACAUCCUGUAAGUCUAGAAUAACCUCCUGUGUCUUCUUCCUUAACCCUGAUGGUUAAUGUCAUGGUGUUUGGAGAAUCAGUCUACCCCAUAGACUGUAUCUAGAAUAGACGCCGUCUGCCUCCUCCUCUCUGUGAGAACAGCGCCCUCUGGUGACGGGCUGCAGUAUAGGUCAUAAACCCCGCCUCCUUAUGGAGCUGUGGACAAACUUUAUAAAUGAAUGACACAGAAUAUAAAUGUUUCUCCCCCCUGGUUGUGAUGUUGACAUGUAGUUACUGUCAGACUGGUUUGUGCUCAAGUCCUCUUUUUUCUGUACAGCUCCAUUUUUAAAAGUUAUUAGGGGGUUCAUGUUUUCUAUGAUUGACACCUGAUACAGCCUAUGGGAGGACAGGGAUUGCGUAGCUCACCCGGGGGGAUACGCUGUUUGAGCCGAGCGUCAUCACAGCGACUCUCUGCGACUCUCCCGCUGAAUACGAACAACGUUACUGCGCAGCGCUGGUUUCAGGAAAUGAAGAAAAAUCUCAGAAAUACCGAGAACUUUUUGGCUUCAAAUCCGUAAACAGGCGGGAGGCGGAGCCAAGUUGUUCAUAGUAAAUACAGUCUAUGGUCUGCCCUCACACUCAGCGGGUGUUACUGAUCUCACCUGAAUCUGCUGUUAAAAACUACAAAUCACAGCAGACGGACUACAAACACCACUGUGCACUCUUACCGAGUUGCUCUUCGUCAUGAACGUUGAAAGAGAGGAAUCUUAAAAUAUCAUUAGUGCAAAGAUGAUUGGUCAAUUUCAGAUCUCACAAACACUAAAACCCUCGAUUACAGUUCUAGUGUAGUUUGGGCUUUAAGCUGGAAGAAUCUAGUGUAUGAAUCUGAACUGAAGGUAUCAGCUUCAGAAAGAGGUCAACAAACCAGCAUGGGGUCAGAACAGUGAGGUCCUUUAGCAGUCUAUGUUUGUUGUUGUAUAGAACUGAUGCAUGAAGCAGAUUUUUGAGUCCUGUCGGGGGAACAUGGAGGUAAAAUCAGUGAAUUAGUGAAAGAAAGGGCUCUGUGAGGAUCAAUGUCUAAAAUCAGCUGCUCAUAAAUGCUCGAUCUGAGCUGGUUAGGAUUAGCGCUCAGGAAAGUGUGUCAUGUGACCUGAGAGGUCCAAGGAGGAGGGUUGGUUUUACACGCCAGCGUGAAACUCUUCAAGGGCAGGUUCACAUUUUCAUCAGUCUGCCUCAGUGUGGCUGUGGUCUGGAGGCUAAAGGAUCCUCUGAGCUUCUUUUGGAGGGUAAAAGUCCAGACAAAGUCAUGAAGACUUUCCUGACUUUACCUGCUGUGUUUACACCUCCCCCUCCUUCUUCCAGAGAUUUUACUAAGUAAACUUUAUUUGUAUAUCACUUUUCACAGACAAAAAGUCACAAAGUGUUUCUCAUAGACAAUAAUAAAAAUGUACUUCAAAGGCCAAGACAACAACAUUAAACAGUCAUAUCAGCCCCAAAAACACUUAAACAAAAGCCUGAGCAAAUAAGUUUGGAGUCGGCUUUUAAAGGAGUCAACAGAGUCAAUUCAGCGCAGAGAGAGAGGGAGAUCAUUCCAACAACCUGGAAGGACCUCCUCUGGUCCGAAAACGAGUGUGUGGACCCAUCAGCAGGUUCUGAUCCACAGACCUCACAGCCCGAGGGGGGGUGUAAGGCUGGAUCAGAUCACAAAGAUGGAGCCUGACCAUGUAAGGCUCUAAACGUUAGGACCAGAAUCUUAAAGUGAUCCUUGAGGACACAGGCAGCCAAUGAAGAGCUUUGAGAAUAGGGGAUAUGUGAGUCCUCCUAAUAGCGCGGGUUAGAACUCUCGCUGCAGAGUUUUGAACGAACUGAAGAAGAGACCGCUCCUUUUUGUUCAGACAUGAAAACAAACUGUUACAGUCGUCUAAACGUGACGACACAAAGGCAUGAACGAUGAGCUCCAAGUCAUUAAAAGGCAGACUGGGAAAAUUCAGGACCAAGUCAGGAUGAAAAACUCUGCUGCUUGUGUUAAAACAUGCAGCUCUACCUGAAAACUCCAGAAAAAAAAGUUCAGGAAAUUUCCAUGAACUUUUCAGCGUGUUUGAAUCCAGAUGUGGAGUGUGUGUCGGUCACAGAGGGACGUCAGAGUCCAUGAAGGGUUUCAGGCGAGACCCUGAACACCAAUUUUUACUUCUGUUCAUUUGUUUGUUUGUCGUUCAGCUGGUCGUUGUAUGGGUGAUUGAACGGCAGCCAUGAGUGCGGAGCCGGACGCCCUGGCUGUGGUCAACCAGCUGCGGGACCUGGCUGCUGACCCCAUGAACCGCAGGGCCAUCGUCCAGGACCAGGGCUGCCUGCCAGGACUCAUCCUGUUCCUCGACAACCCCAACCCUCAGGUGGUCUACUCCGCCCUCCUGGUGAGUUCAAACAUGUGCGGGUGUUUUCCAGAAUACCCUUUUUUCAGUGUGUUGGUGCAGUUUUAAAGCUGUGACCUUCAGGUUUCUCUGGACCUUCGCCUGCCUCUCUUUGUCAUCCCGCUGUCAUGUGACUGUUGUCCUCAGGCCAUCCGUUACCUGGCAGAAUGCCGAGCCAACCGGGAGAAGCUGAAGGGGGAGCUGGGGAUGAUGCUGAGCCUCCAGAACGUGGUGCAGAAGUGAGUCAACGAUGAGACCGAGUUACAGAAACAAGGUCAUCCUCAUUUAUGGAGUUUGAAACCUCGUUAUGACAGGUGCUGAACUUCAACCUGGUCAGGGUUCGGAAUUAUUCAUCCUGCAGGGUUAUUCAGUUACCCACAAUUCAGCCUGGCUAACCAGGGUUCGACAGUGCGACCGUUUCACUCGCAUUUACGACUAAAAUAAAAGAUGUGUGUGAAUUGAAAAAUGUAUUUAGGGUCACAUAAAAAAAAAAUCAGCCGAGGCAACAAAUGUUUUUUUUUUUUCCUGUAAAUACGGCGGUGAAGUUAGUUUCAGGUUGGAUAUAUUUUCCUGUAAAUGAAGUUAGUUUCAGGUUGGAUAUAUUUUCCUGUAAAUACGGCGCUGAAGUUAGUUUUAGGUUGGAUAUAUUUUCCUGUAAAUACGGCGGUGAAGUUAGUUUUAGGUUGGAUAUAUUCUCCUGUAAAUACAGCGCUGAAGUUAGUUUCAGGUUGGAUAUAUUUUCCUGUAAAUACGGCGCUGAAGUUAGUUUUAGGUUGGAUAUAUUUUCCUGUAAAUACGGCGGUGAAGUUAGUUUUAGGUUGGAUAUAUUCUCCUGUAAAUACAGCGCUGAAGUUAGUUUUAGGUUGGAUAUAUUUUCCUGUAAAUACGGCGGUGAAGUUAGUUUCAGGUUGGAUAUAUUUUCCUGUAAAUACGGCGGUGAAGUUAGUUUCAGGUUGGAUAUCUGACGGACAUUCUCUGAGGAUCUACCGGUGUCUUCUCUCUCUCCAUAACCGGGAAUAACAACAGCAGCGUGGUUAAAUCUACUCGACACCCUCACUGUCAACGUCGGUGUUGAAUAAGGGACCGUCAAUAAAUUACCGGUUGAUGUUCUCAGAAAAGGCUGUUGUCCUUCAAUAGCUUCACUGUCAUGUGACCAAAAGACCUCAAAUUGAUUUCUAAUAAUAGUACUAAGGUUGAUCAAUAAGACAAACAUUAUUGAUCAGUUUCAUUGAUCCCCUAAAGUUCUUACUUUUUUUAACAUAGGAGAACAUGUGAACAGAGUUAGUGUCGAGUCCUGCUGAUGAACUCCUGAUCUACUGAACUCUGUAUGAUUCACGUCUCAGAGAGAGUCGCCGACUCUUUAAAAGAGUCCUGAAGGAUCAGAGAUGGUUUUAACGUCUGCUGUGCAAGUGUCUGACCAAAGUGUUGCUCCAGAGUGUUUCUCUGUGAGUUAGAGACCUUGUUGUUGUUGUUGUCGAUGGUUUGUUUUGGUUUUUCGGGGUUAAGUCGUCUCUGAGUUUGUGUUUUUUGGCUGCAGAAGCUGCUCAGUCUGUGUUCGAGGUAUUAAAGGGCUAAAAAAAGAACUCCACUGAAACAUUAACACCUCAGGUUCAGAGACGAGUAUUUCUCAUCAUUUAUCUUCGUUGUCCUCAAACCUUUUCCCUCUCUUGACCUUUAACCUCCCCAGUGCGGUUGUUUCCUGUUCCACUGACCUGAACUCUUCUCUGAUCUCAGUUUAAAUCUCUUUGCUUCUCCAUCAGGUCGACCACUCCCGGGGAGACAAAGCUGUUGGCGUCCGAGAUCUAUGAGCUCCUGCAGGCGUCGAGCGACGCCGACUCAGAGCCCGCCGAGGAGACGGUCAGUAGCCGCCGUAAAGCCCAGUUCUUCCUGGGCUCCAGCAACAAGAGAGCCAAGACCGUCAUCCUGCACAUUGACGGACUGGACGACUCGGUGAGCAGACGACGUCUCUCGCUCAGAGACAGACCAGGGUCAGGUGGUUCUGCCCCUGAGAUGAGACCCUCUGAUUUAGGCCGACUCAGAGACCCUUAAGACCCGGUUUGAAGACCCUGCUUUAGAAAAACCACAUGAACCCUCAUAGGUCUCAGUUAAAAUCACAGCGUCAGAGAUUCUCACAGUUUGAAGUGAGGGACUCUCAUCACCCCCGCUGUACCUCCUCUGUAGCACUCUGGCGCCCUCCUGUGGAGACUUGACUGUACUUCUGUAGUCUUUGCUCCAUUGUAAGGCUCUGUCUGAUAUCAACAUGUGCACCUAUCCAAAACCCCCUCUCUGUGGGGUUUAUACCCCUGACCUGUCUAAUCUGCUGCAUGAGUCUGGUUUUCAGGAGACCGAGGUCCCCCAGGACCCAGAGCUGAGUAUUUCCACAUCAAACAGUUUUUCAGAGCGUCCCCUGUUCCCCUGAAGGACUCGAAGAGAAAGUUUUGUUGUUUUAAUGAAGAUCUGGUAUUCUGUGUUUUUAUGUGGGACCCUCUGCUGACGGGACAGAUACCCAGGCUUUGUCUCCUGAGUCCUUUCACUGAGUCCGGUCCCAGAGCGACACAAAGCCAUUCAGCUCGUGGACUCAUCCAAACUCACAGUCCUGGUGUUUUCAGGCCCACAGCAGACUCUGUGGCCCCGCCUCUAACGCAUGUUUUCAGUCUUUCUCUGUUCACAGACGUCAGCUUUCACACCCCUGCCCAAAGGGGGGCCACCCCCGGUUCUAAAAAACUGCAGACCCAUCUUUGUUUGUACAGUCAUACUUGAUCUGACUUCCACUCCCAGUGAGCAGCACCUAUGUUAGACCCCACAUUACUCCUACAGAGACUGUGUGAGGCAGGACUUCCUGUUGGUGUGAUGACGGUCUGACAGACAGGACUCUGUGUGCACACAGAAGGCUGCACCUGUCCGUCUCUUUCAGUUCCCCGGGGAUCGGUGUCAUCAGACACCCUGAUGUACCGCUCAGCAUCCAGCCUCCUGUCCUGUCACACAAAUGAGGAAUUAAACUAAAACAUGUUUUCAAUGAAAACCGAACAAAGUGAUUCUGGUCCAAACCCAAACCUCUAGUCCUGACUCCUCAGGACCUGCAGAUGGAGUUCAUCCCCCUGAUGAACUUAUUCAGUAACUUGUCAGAGGAUUAAAACUCCGACCUGGAUUUUAUUUUAGGAUUAAAUCUUUUCUUUGGUUCCGGUCCAAACAUGUGUAGACUAAAACACUUCAGCCUAUCUGAGGUCCUCUUCAGACCUGUUCUUGUUUCCAGGUCUAUCUUCAGACCCUUUACCUUCUGUCAAACAGGAGAGGACAGUUUUUCACCUCAGGUCCUUUUCUUCCUGUCCGUCUCAAAAAUCUGAGCUGAGGGCGGGUUCAUAAAAACUGGUGAGGAGGGUCGUGUCUGAAGGACGGUUUAAGACCAGUGUUUCAACAUCUCAGAGCGAUGAGGAGACAGACGUUCAGCUUUGAGGCUCUUUGAGGAGCAACUCUUACCUCUGACUCAUCAUAAGAAACAGGUUCAGGGUGGCACUCAGAGACCCUGAUCAGGAUGAGGGUCUGGGUCUGAAACUUGUUUGUGUUGUCUCUGUCAGAGUCGGAGGAGUCUGUGUGAGGAGGCUCUGCUGAAGAUCAGAGGAGUCAUCAGCUUCACCUUCCAGAUGACCGUCAAGAGAUGCAUCGUCCGGAUCCGCUCAGACCUGAAGGCUGAGGUGAGACCAGACCCACAUCCAGGACCACGUCAGUCCUGUUCCUAGUCACAGAUGGAAACAGUUUCCAUCACUUCAGCUGUGUUCAUGAAUUUACCCUCAGAGUCUGAACCAGACUCUCAGUGACCUGACUGAGACGAUGACUGGUUCUGUUUUUCAGGCUCUGGCGUCUGCGAUCGCGUCCACUCAGGUGAUGAAGGCUCAGCAGGUGGUGAAGGGAGAGAGCGGAGAAGAGGUGAGUGUCAGAGAUGAUUUAGAGGGAACGGAGAGCUCCAGAGUGUAGACCCUGAGGUGGUGAAGGACAGAGGUCAUUAAACUGUAGAUGAUCACAGCUGCUGCUGCUGCGCUCACCUCAGACUCUACACCUUUAGAGGCUGGAAUCUGGUUUUAGAGAAUCAGGACCAGGAUCAUAGUCAGAGGAUGAGGACUAGAGAGACCACAACCCAGAACAAGAGAAACAAAAAGGGUUUAAUUCAGAGUUUUUAUGAACCUCCUUCAUGGUGAAGUUUUCCCAGAAUCCUCUCCGCCUCUUUGUUGAGUCACAGCAGAGAGACGGAGACGGACUCCAGGUCCAUCAGUCCAGAGUCUUAUAAAGGUUUCGCUCCGUCAUUCAGGAAGUUGAUCUCCUCUUGUUUUCUGUGGGUCUAACUGAGGUUCUCGUCUUCAGGUUCUGAUCCCGUUUGUGGAGGAUGGAUCUGUGGUCGUGGAGCAGAACGUGAACCUGCCUGAUUACCUCCCCGAGGACGAGAGUCCGUCUCAGGAGCCCGAUAAAGCGGUGAGCCGGGUGGGAUCCGGUCAGGAAGGAGCCAGCUGGCUCGGCGCGGCCACUAACUUCCUGUCCCGCUCUUUCUACUGGUGACCCUGCGGGGCCCCUCCCCUCCUCCGGACCUCCCCCCUCCUCUGAGAACCAAAAUCUACCAGCUGCCAAAUCUCACCUUGUGUCUCAGCGGCAGAGACGAAAAACUGGUGAGUGAAACAAACUGCUGUCAGAGAGGAGACCAUCCUUCUCCUCAGCCCUGCUCUCAGUGUGGACCGCUCUGUGAACAACCAAGAUGUCUUAAAACGGACCGGACCGGACCGGACCGGUCCUGCAGCAGAACGAACAAACACCACUGCCUGAGAGUGAAGAGGACGGAGCAGGAUGUCCCUCUCUUCUUCUUCUGACCUUCUUCUCCAUUAUUUAUUUGACUCUGACCAGUGAGACAGGAAGUUCAGUCAGCCGUGCCUUCACCUCCUCCAGUCCACAGACCUCCUGACAGGCUCCUCCUCCUCCUCCUCCUCCUCCUCCUCCUCCUCCUCCUCCUCCUCACAGAACGACCAUCAGAGAGAGAGGAGAGAGAGAGAGACCUGACCCAACGACCAAACAAACGACCAAUGAGGGUCAACAGAGAAACUGAGACCCUCCACAGACUGAGGAACCCACCUGAACUAAACUGAGUGGGCGGAGCUCCGAUCAUGAAGUGAAACACCUGCUCAGGUGAAUCAGAUCAGAGUCUCUUUAUGACCAAAGGUUCGUGGCGGUGUUGAGGAGGAUUCUGGGUAUUUGUCAUAGUUUUCCAUGAGACUGUUACACACAGACACACACACUCCUGACCCGCGGACCGGGACUUGGACUUGUUACUGAUGGACACAGGUCUGAUUCCUCUUCGGACGCUGCUGUACUGUCUGUUUCUGACUGUGUUACUGUGUGGGAAUGCAGAGGUCAAAGGUCAGGUUGUUUACAGACCCCCACCUGGUGUGAAUGCCUUCAAACAGACCUCAGAUCAGAACCUGUGUGUUUGCAGGAACUCUUUUAAUGACAACAGAACAAAUCUGGACUCUUCUUCGGAGCAGCUCCUGAACCUGUGGACGCUCUGAUCUGACGGUGAGUGUGGGCUCAGAGAGCGUCUCUCCUGUAGUAUUGAUGAUGCAGUGAACUAAGUUCCUUCCUUUUAAAGUCACAUUCCCCUUUUCUUCGUCUGAACCGUCUCCUGAUGUUUAUCCAAUCAAACGUCUGCGUCCUCUGAGGGACGUGGCGAGUGCAGCGUCUCCUCAGAGUCUGGUCCUCUGGGCUGAAUCGACCUUUAAUGACCUUGUACAGAUUUGUCCUCGUGAUGCUGUUGUUCUCAUUCAGUGACUGUGUGUUUGUUUACCUGUCAGGUGUUGCUCAGAAAGCCCUUUAACCUUCAGAUUCAGUUCAUUUAAAGGAAAUCUCUUCAGGCGAACGCUCACUCAGUUCGUUUACAGUCUCAGUUUAAUCAGA